Ustilaginoidea virens is the source of this 864-nucleotide messenger RNA. RefSeq lists its product as uncharacterized. The transcript has a single exon. Gene Ontology annotation, molecular function: rRNA (adenine) methyltransferase activity. Bases 1 to 864 code for a protein of 287 amino acids. The record is from RefSeq and is a predicted model, not a curated record. NCBI's taxonomy places the organism in Eukaryota, Fungi, Ascomycota, Sordariomycetes, Hypocreales, Clavicipitaceae. Gene Ontology annotation, cellular component: nucleolus.
AUGAGACCUACACGCAAGAGCCUUCAAAGCGGCAGGCCACCGACGGCUCGGCCAACCAGACGAUGCAUGUCUCGCGAGGCAAGUCGCAAGCUUAUUAACAAGCAUCAUCAAUUGCAGAAAAAUCAGCGCCGAGCAACAGCUCAAGGCGACGAAAAGACGGCGGCUGCCAUCACCGAAGAGAUAUCAAGCCUGGGAGGACUUUCCCGGUAUCAGCAAGCUAGCCUGCAGGGCCAGAGAAAUGACAGAGGCGGAGACACUUCGAGAGUUCUGCUCGAAUGGCUCCCGCUGGAUAGCGUGAAUAAACUGAGCCAUCGACCUCGAAUGCUGGAAGUUGGUUGCCUGAGCACUCGCAACGCCUGCUCAGCCAGUGGCCUUUUCGACAUGGUUCACAUAGACCUGAAUAGCCAAGAGCCUGGUAUAAUCCAACAAGAUUUCAUGCACCGGCCGCUUCCAGAGCAUGCCUCCGACAAGUUCGACAUUAUAUCGCUGAGCUUGGUCCUGAAUUUCGUUCCAAGUCCAGAAGAACGAGGGCAAAUGCUCCUCCGAACCUUGUCAUUCUUGCGACAUUGUCAUACACCCAGACAAGCCAGAAGCGAACUUCCUUUUCCCUCGCUGUUCCUUGUGUUGCCGCGUAGCUGUGUCGAUAAUUCUCGCUACUUCACAGACGAAAGACUUUGGUCGAUUAUGGAAUCCCUGGGUUACUCUCUAGAGCGUUCGAAGAAGACGCAAAAACUGGCCUACAGCUUGUGGGUGAAGCCUCCAGACACACGAGUCACCCACCACGCCUUUCCGAAAACGGAGAUAAAUUCUGGCCGGACAAGAAAUAAUUUCUCCAUCACGUUGACGAAAGUGCCGCCCACGUGA